Haliotis rufescens (red abalone) is the source of this 663-nucleotide messenger RNA. RefSeq lists its product as uncharacterized. The transcript has 3 exons. Lineage: Eukaryota; Metazoa; Mollusca; Gastropoda; Lepetellida; Haliotidae. Bases 1 to 663 code for a protein of 220 amino acids. Gene Ontology annotation, molecular function: nucleic acid binding. The record is from RefSeq and is a predicted model, not a curated record.
AUGGCAGCCACUGCGAGUAAAUCUAAGCGACAGGCGUACACUAUUAAAGAAAAGUUGGGGAUUGUGAGGCGGGAGCAGAUUUACAACUGUGACGAGACCGGCCUGUACUACAAGCUGUUGCCUGACAAGAACCUAGGCACCAAAGAAGACAAGCAGACUGGGUUCAAGUCCACCAAGCAACGGGUGACAGUUUUGCUCAAGUGCAACAAGCCUGGGACUCACAAGUUGAAGCCAUUGGUGAUCGGCAGUGCCCAGAAUCCAAGACACACAGUGAAGGAUGCUGUUCUUCAGACAGACAAAGCCUUGAUGAAGGUGACGCCAGCCACCAUCAACAACUGCUGGAUGAAGGGACUUGGGCCAGCAUUCAGGGUUGAUGAAGAUUUCAUGGGGUUUCAAGAAGAUGUCACCGAUGCUGUACGAAAGUACCGCGACUAUGCUAAGGAGAACAGCAUCGAUGUAUCCCCAGAGACGGCCACGGGGUGGAACACGUGCGACGACAACCUGCCGAUUGCCGAACUUCUGAACGACCAAGAGUUGGUUGCCGCAGCUAUGCCCGUCGAAAUCAUUGAUGAUGAAGAGGAUGAAAACAGUGACGAUGAAUCUGUUCAGCCAAUGGCACCCUCCGUUCGAGAUGCCAUUAAUGGGGCUGAGUGUUUAUUGUAG